Molecule: messenger RNA, 1712 nt
Organism: Zingiber officinale
Lineage: Eukaryota; Viridiplantae; Streptophyta; Magnoliopsida; Zingiberales; Zingiberaceae
Product: calcium/calmodulin-regulated receptor-like kinase 1
Exons: 8
Coding region: 210-1517 (435 amino acids)
Biological process (GO): protein phosphorylation
Molecular function (GO): protein kinase activity; ATP binding
Source: RefSeq, a predicted model, not a curated record
UUUAAUAUGAAAGGGCAACAGAGUUUUUAAUGGUCGAGUCUUCGCAGCUCGCUUUCUUCUCAAUGAAAUGCGACUAUCUUAGAUGAGAUCUGUGGCGUAGCUCUACGAUUCCUCUGCUCGAUCCGUCAUUGCGGCGUGCUCGUUUCGCCCAAACAGGAGAUAUUAUGGAGUGGACCUCCGACAGCUGCUAUUAGCGGUGUAUUGGGGAGAUGAAUGGUGUGCCAUCAUGGGUACUGAUUUUAGGAGUGACAGCAGGAGUCCUGAUUGGAAUCUUCCUAGCUAUAGGUGCUCUGCUUUGUAUCAGAUUCCAGAAGAAGCGUGCUCAGAUAAGGAUCACCAGCUCAAGGAGGGCAUCAACUGUCCCCAUGCGUGCCAAUGGAGUUGAUGCUUCUUCAAUACAAUCAGACUCUACCAUGGAUCAAGAGUCACCGAAGCACAAUGACUUUGAAGAAGAUCGUCCUUCCUUAUGGACUGAAGGAACCAAGAGGAAGCAUCUUGUGUCUGUUUCUGGAGUGCCCAAAUAUUCAUACAAGGAUUUGCAAAAGGGUACUAGUAACUUUAAAACAUUGAUUGGUCAGGGGGCAUUUGGUCCUGUUUACAAAGCACAGAUGCCCACUGGUGAGACACUUGCAGUUAAAAUGCUUGCUACUAACUCCAAGCAAGGCGAGAAGGAAUUUCAUACUGAGGUUCUACUUCUUGGGAGAUUGCACCACAGGAAUCUUGUCAAUUUGGUUGGAUAUUGUGCUGAAAAGGGCCAGCAUAUGUUGAUAUAUGCUUUUAUGGCUAAUGGUAGCCUAGCUUCUCACCUCUACAGUGCAGGCGAAAAGUAUCAAGUAUUGAGCUGGGAUUUGAGGGUUAAUAUAGCUCUAGAUGUCGCAAGAGGUUUAGAAUAUCUUCAUGAUGGUGCUGUUCCACCUGUAAUUCACCGUGACAUCAAGUCUGCAAACAUAUUGUUAGACCACUCCAUGAGAGCUAGGGUUGCAGACUUUGGGCUAUCAAGAGAAGAAAUGGUUAGCCAUCAGGCAUCUAACAUCAGAGGAACUCUAGGGUAUCUGGAUCCUGAGUAUGUAUCAUCAAGAUCGUUCACAAAGAAAAGUGAUGUUUUUAGCUUUGGGGUUUUGCUUUUCGAGUUGAUUGCCGCACGCAAUCCACAACAGGGCUUAAUGGAAUACGUUGAACUUGCCGCAAUGGAUGCUGAUGGAAAAGUUGGAUGGGAGGAAAUUGUAGAUCCCCGACUAGACGGUGUGUUCCACAUAGCAGAAGUCAAUGAUGUGGCAGCUCUUGCAUAUAAAUGCAUCAAUCGACUCUCCAGAAAACGACCAUCCAUGAGAGAUGCAGUCCAAGCGCUCUCUCAGAUCCUGAAAACAAGGCACAGAAAGCAUCAUACGAGGAGAUCAUUGCCCCUCACUGAAGAGGAAGACUCCGUCGACAUGGAAGCAUCAGAACAUCAGAGUAUUGUAUCUGAACACCAUAGAGACGAGUCGAUAGGCAGCGCAUCAGAUCUGCCAGAUGUUUGAUCUACUAAGAAUGUGUUUCAUUCCCUUCUUUGUUGAUCCAUUCAUUGAAUUCAUAGUUUUGAAAGAUAGGUGUGUUAGAUUUAAUAUAUGACAAAAAAUUGUAAUUCGAGGAGCCAUGACUUAUGGCUCAAUGUAUUAGUUUUUGCCAAUUCAAAGUGUAUAAUUUUGAUUGAAUGAAUUGCUGUUGUUGACUUA